Molecule: messenger RNA, 525 nt
Organism: Neogale vison (American mink)
Lineage: Eukaryota; Metazoa; Chordata; Mammalia; Carnivora; Mustelidae
Gene: PRR27
Product: proline rich 27
Exons: 2
Coding region: 1-525 (174 amino acids)
Cellular component (GO): extracellular exosome
Source: RefSeq, a predicted model, not a curated record
AUGAAGCUUCUACUGUGGGCCUGCAUCUUUUAUGUUGCUUUUGCAAAGGAUUACAGUGGCAAUCAUUACCCUCUUAACCCAUCUCUGAAUAUUCCUUAUCCCGCAUCAGACAAUAAUUUUCCUCCUCCUUUUCAUCCUUCAGGGAAUGAAAUCCCCAAUUACCAUGGGAAUCCUGACCCAAAUUCAGGGGGACCCCCAUUACCCUGGAUUCUCAGUUCUCCUGGAGCUCUCCCCUACCACAGGUCUAGUUUUCCUGUAACUACUUGGCUGUCCUCCUCCUCUCCUCCUACUCCUCCUCAGAAAUCUCCCCUCUUUGCCCUUCCCUUAAGUACACUUGGAGGACCUUUUUUCCCAGACAGUGCUCCCAUGCCUAAGCCUGCUGAACCUUACAUAGCCACACCUCUUGUAGCUGUACCUACUACACCUCCCAACCCAAAGCUUAUCGCCGUUGAGCCUGGGCCCUUAGAGCCUGAUGACGCCGAGCCUGUGGCUUCAGAACACCAGCCUGCUACUUCCCUGGAUUAG